This is a messenger RNA of Coregonus clupeaformis (lake whitefish), 3290 nucleotides long. Its product is annotated as rho-related BTB domain-containing protein 2-like. The record is from RefSeq and is a predicted model, not a curated record. Bases 205 to 2376 code for a protein of 723 amino acids. Gene Ontology annotation, biological process: small GTPase-mediated signal transduction. The transcript is spliced from 10 exons. NCBI's taxonomy places the organism in Eukaryota, Metazoa, Chordata, Actinopteri, Salmoniformes, Salmonidae. Gene Ontology annotation, molecular function: GTP binding; protein binding; GTPase activity.
GGCUGGAGCUGCUUUUGACGGUGAAGACAGACUCAAAGACCACCAGUGUUCUCGGACACACGGUGAUGAUACGCUUAUUAUUUUUACCAAGUGGACUUUUCUGGUGACUUUAGCCGCUGGUCGCCUAUAUUUAAUCUCCUAUAUUUAACCUUGCUGCGAAGAUGAAGUUCAAACCAGGCAACGGUCAGGUGCAAGCCGCAUCCCAUGGAGCCCUCUACUUCUCGGUCUCAAACGUCGGUCAAUCCGAUGCACCACUUCCUUGUGUUGCGGCCCCAGUUGAUGGAUUCUGACAUGGACUAUGAGAGGCCAAACGUUGAGACUAUCAAGUGUGUGGUUGUAGGGGACAACGCUGUUGGGAAGACCCGCCUUAUCUGUGCCCGGGCCUGUAAUGCCACACUGACUCAGUACCAAUUGCUUGCUACGCAUGUACCCACUGUCUGGGCCAUAGACCAGUACAGAGUUUGCCAGGAAGUUCUGGAGCGUUCUAGGGAUGUGGUGGAUGAGGUCAGCGUGUCGUUGCGACUCUGGGACACGUUCGGGGACCAUCACAAGGACCGACGCUUUGCAUAUGGAAGGUCGGAUGUGGUGGUUCUAUGUUUCUCCAUCGCCAACCCCAACUCCCUGUACCAUGUGAAGACCAUGUGGUACCCUGAGAUCAAGCACUUCUGCCCCCGGGCUCCAGUCAUCUUGGUGGGCUGCCAGCUGGACCUGCGCUAUGCUGACCUGGAGGCAGUCAACAGGGCACGACGGCCACUAGCAAGACCGAUUAAAUCCAAUGAGAUUUUGCCUCCAGAGAAGGGCCAUGAGGUGGCCAAAGAGCUGGGAGUGCCAUACUACGAGACCAGUGUUGUGGCUCAGUUUGGAGUAAAGGACGUAUUUGAUAACGCCAUCCGGGCCGCCCUAAUCUCACGGCGCCACCUGCAGUUCUGGAAGUCUCACCUGCGCAAUGUGCAGCGGCCCCUCCUCCAGGCCCCCUUCCUACCUCCCAAACCCCCCCCUCCCAUCAUCACUGUACCACCUCCCCCCACCACCACUGAGGAGCAUCCUGGCCGUCUUCUAGAGGACCCCCUGUGUUCCGAUGUCAUCCUGGUCCUACAGGAGAAGCAGAGAAUCUUCGCCCACAAGAUCUACUUGGCCACGUCCUCCUCCAAGUUCUAUGACCUCUUCAUCCUGGACGCCCGACCUGAGGAGACUGAGCGGCCCACACGCGCCACCGCUCUGUCUGGCCGCGAGAUGCUGAUGCGUGCUGCAAGCUUCGAUGUGUGUGACAGCCCUGACGAGGGCGACAGGGCCAACCUGCGGGCCUGCACCAGUGAUGGCACACUGAGGGACUCUGAGGGGGGCCGGAGGGGCAGACUGCUGUCUACCUUGAGCAGAGCUUUUGUCAGCAUCCAGGAGGAGCUAGUGGAUGACCCGGUGACCUACAGCCCCAGGCCUAUGACCGUGGUGUACAUGGACCAGUCCAUGCAGCUGGGGCCCUUCCGCGCUGUGCUGCGCUACCUGUACACAGGCCAGCUGGACGAGCACGAGAAGGAGCUGAUGCACAUCGCACACAUUGCUGAGCUACUGGAGGUCUUUGACCUGCGCAUGAUGGUGGCCAACAUUCUUAACAACGAGUCCUUCAUGAACCAGGAAAUCACCAAAGCCUUCCAUGUACGGCGCACCAACAGAGUCAAAGAGUGCUUGGCCAAAGGCACCUUCUCUGAUGUAGUGUUCAAGCUGGAUGAUGGAACGAUCAUGGCCCAUAAGCCCCUGCUCAUCUCCAGCUGUGACUGGAUGGCAGCUAUGUUUGGGGGGCCCUUUGUGGAGAGCUGCACCAAAGAGGUGCUGUUUCCCAACACGACUCGCAGCUGUAUGAGGGCUGUGCUGGAGUACCUGUACACUGGGCGCUUCUGUUCCCGCACUGACCUGGAUGCCAUGGAGCUCAUUGUUCUCGCCAACCGUCUUUGCCUCCCACACCUGGUUGCACUUACAGAACUCUACACAGUGACAGUAUUGAUGGAGGCUGCUAUGAUGGGGGCUGAUAUUGAUGGAGAUGUGCUGGUGUACCUGGAGAUGGCUCAGUUCCACUGUGCCCAACAGCUAAGUGGUUGGUGCCUUCACCACAUCUGCACCAACUAUAAUAGUGUGUGCCGCAAGUUUCCUCGAGACAUGAAGGCCAAGUCUACAGACAACCAGGACUACUUUGAGAAGCACCGAUGGCCACCAGUGUGGUUCCUGAAGGAGGACGACCACUACCAAAGAGCACGGAAGGAGCGGGACAAGGAGGACUUCCUGUACCAGAGGAGGCAGUGUAAACGCAAGUGGCUCUUCUGGAACCUUCCCUCUUCUCCCUCCGCCAACUCUUCCUCUUCUGGUUCCAAUGCUGUCAUCUGAUUGUCUCUCAGGGUACAGGCAAGGCCCACUGUGGGGAUGACUUGGGAAAGUGGAGCAUCAGCACUGUUGGCCAGACACUAGGCCCACUCAUUAAGGCCCUUCCGCCCGCCCUCCUUCAUUUCUGUUUUGCAUCUGCCGCCAAGCUACACUCUCCCGAGUUUGCAGGGUCAGCUAAAUCGAAUAAUGAACGAAAUUAGGCUCUUUCGUUUUUUAUGUUAGCAUAUCCUGUCUCAUUGCAAUGCAGAGACCAUGAAGCUAAAACCUUAAAGAUCAGUGACUUAAACCGUAAGAACAAGGCAAGGUAAAUGCUGGUGCAGGUGACUGCUCAAUAUGGUGUUGAUAUUCCUGCAUACACCACCAGGAGGAGAACUGAGGAAGUUAUGUUGGAGAUUUGCAUCAAGGUACAGAACUGUGAUCCUAAGCUCAUGCAUGAUAACUAUUGACUGACUUGCAUUGACAACCAAGUGCUUAUCAGCUGCAACAGACAAAUAGCAAAGACCAAUGACCAGCAAACCAACACAGAAAUCAAGUCUCAGUGAUACAACACUUUGCCCUUAAGUGUUUGUACAAUCUACCAAACCAGGAUGUGUACAGUACAAUUAUAACCACUCCUCAACCAGAAAUAUGAAUAAAAUGCAUUAGGUCUACAUUACGAUUAAUCUAUGAAUGUCAUGUAGGACAUCGUCUUAGACCAUCUGCCUAUUGGAAACCACUUUCUGUACAGAAUUACGUUUUAAAUGAAAAUAGUAGAGGUUUGACAAAUUGCAUAUUUGAAUGUUUAUAUACAACUUGCACAGCUGACGUUGAUAUGAGUGUAUACACAACCCCGGUGUUCUUGUGAUGCAGGGCUUAAAGUGCUGCGUCACUGCGACGGGUUUCCGUCAUAUGGAUGAAGCAUGCGGUUUGAUAAAAAA